CCAGACAAUCAACAACAAACCAAUUCUCGGCACGUCGUCGGGUGUCUGGUAACAUUUGUCCGCACGAGUCUAGUUGCGACAGAAAUUUGACGGCGUCUCGGCAACACAACGAAACUUGGACGGGAAACAUGCAGUAAGCAUGAUACCAUGACAACAGCCAAACGACAAGGUGAGCAGCUGUCUGAUUUCGGUGUUUGUGAGAAGGACAGGUCUCCUGAGGUGAAGGCACACAGUGACCUGCUGUCAAAAUCAGGUCUUACCAUGUCCGGGGAUGAGCAGGCAUCGUCGUCAAUACCCACAGCUGGUGGCGACCCUCACCGACACAGGAGAAAGAGAAAUCGCCCCGUCCAGUACCGCCCAACAGAUAGCUUUGACGUUCAGCCAAGCAUAGCUACUGGAGGCUUCACUCAUGGUUUAUCAACACCACCAUCAAACUUCCAACACCACUGCAUUACAUUACCCUCUGAGAUAACAUCGACCAUACGCCAAGCAAAGAAGCCUGGAUCAGGAGUUAAUGAUCAGGGGUGUGAGGGCACAGUGCCCUCUGUUGAUGACCCUGACCCAGCGAAACCAGUAAACCUGAUGGGCAUUAUGGACAUCCACAAGACAAUAGCUAGGCAGCUUGAACAAGCGUCUUCGUUUGCAAACAGUGAGCAUCAGCCCUGCCCCUUCUGCUCCUACGUCUUCAGUAGCGUUGCUUUCCUUGCCAGACAUCUCAAAUACAGACAUGGGAUCAACUUGGAGAUGCAGGUUGACUUGCCACCAGAUACCACAGAACCAUCUGGCCAGACUCCGUAUCAGCCUACCCCAAAUGCUGACCAGGAUCCUAGCCUGAACCUUGUUUCUGCCUCUGCUAGCUUAAACUGCUCAAACAGAGGUCAGAGAAACACUGAAGAACUACUUCAACCCUCUCUAAUGAAUGGUGAUGGUAACAUAGAAUCGUGGAGCAAUCUCUCAAUUCACACACCCGAAGUUAGUAAAUCAGAGGUCAAGGGUCAGAGGUCAGAGAUCUCAAACAAGUUGCUGGACCGACUUGGGCCACCAAUGUUCAGGCAGGUCGCUGUGGACAGCCAGCCUGGGCAGCCUAUCAUUGUCUGCGACAAGUGUACCCGGGCUUUCACUACCAAGGAAGACCUGGAGCAGCACCAGCAGGUCCACAACGUGGCUAAGGCCUACCAGUGCCAGCAUUGCCACAAGCUCUUCCAGAACCCAAGCAGCCUCAAGAAACACACCAGGCUGCACACCGACGGCAAGAUCUACGCCUGUGAGUACUGCGACAAGUCAUUUGCCGCCGCUGCCUACCUCAAAACCCACCUGCGACUCCACACCAAGCAGAAGCCAUUUGUCUGCAGACACUGUGGAAAGGCAUUUGCUGCCAGCGGUACCCUCAUCAGUCACGAGAGAAUCCACAUCAAUGAUAAGCCUUAUGGCUGUGAGUUUUGUGGGAAACGCUUUAGGCAAGGUAGCCAUCUCAACAGGCACAAAAUCAUCCACACCAACCUUAAACCCCACGUGUGCAGUAAGUGCAGCAGAGCCUUCGCCGAUGUGGCAAACCUCCGCCGCCACGAGCGGAUCCACAACCAGGACAAUCCCAACGUCUGCGCGGAGUGCGGCAAGAGCUUCAUUAACCUGAGCAGCCUCAAGAAGCACGAGCGACUCCACACGAACGAAAAGCCCUAUGUCUGCCGGCACUGCAGCAAGCCCUUUGCCUCUAGUGGGAACCUCAUCAGCCACGAGCGCACUCAUACCAAUGAGCGACCCUACGUCUGCAAGGAGUGCGGAAAAGCCUUCACCCAGAGCAGCCACCUGAAGGCUCACAUGGGGACCCACUCCAUGGACACCCUCUACGUUUGCAAGCACUGCGGACGGGGCUUCACCCAGCGCAGCACCCUUUGUGUUCACGAGCGCAUCCACCUAAAUAAGAAGCCCUACACCUGCAAAAUCUGCGACAGGGCUUUCACCCAGAGCAGCACCCUAAAGGCGCACAUCCGCACCCAUACCAAGGAGAAGGCGCAUAUCUGCAAAGUCUGCGGAAAGGCCUUCUCUGCCAGAGGCAAUCUGAGAACUCACGAGCUCAUCCACACUGAUGAGAAACCAUUCAAAUGUGAGAUGUGCACUAAGGCUUUCAAACAGGGAAGCACCCUCCGUGCCCAUGAGCGUACCCACACAAAUGAAAGACCCUACGUGUGCCGAGCGUGUGGGAAAACUUUCGCUGAUGGAAGCAACUUAAAGGCUCACAUAUUAAGGAUUCACUCCGGGGGUAAUAGCCCUGGUCUUGGACUUGUCCCUGGAGGUCUCCUUGGUACAAACAGAUAAUGAAACUACCAACACAGAAGAUCCAUGUUUAACAAAUCAGUUCCUUGGUCUCAGUGCAGACCUUAAUGCUUCGCAGUCCCCAUUCGGAAUCAAUACCACAAAAACUUCAGGAUUACAUCAGCAUUAAGAGUCAACCCGGGUGGAAACAAUUCUUAAAAAGUGAUUCAGUUAACAAUGUAUAGCGAGUGGAUUGUUCAACGGAUUUGAGAGCAGACCCGAAUGAUCAUCAGAACUCUGCAGGUAUUGUGCUUGAUCUUUCAAGAGGGCUGGAAAUCCUGAGCAAAAUCCUGAGUGAGGUGAAUGCUGUUGUCCGAGCUACACAUAGCAAACUUGCACCCAAGGAUGAUGGAUCAGUCGAUCACUCAAACACUUUGCGAGCUCAGGAAGCUUUCCGUGGCACAGGAGAGCAUGCCAACUUCAGGCAGAGUCUCGUAGACGACCUUGAGCUUUCAAGAAUUUUACCACUGAACUGAGGGCCUUUGUCAAUUUCGGUAAAUUUUUCUAUGUCAGUCCCCAGUUUCAUCCGUAUGUGUUUACCCUUUUGUGAACGGAUGGCCUUUAAUUAAGAGGAAGAACGAAAACUUGUACUGUACAAGUACGUGCUUAAUGUUCAUCGUAGAGUGCCUGCCGUACAUUACGUGUGUACCCGAAAGGGGUUUUUACAUAUGAAAGGCGCUAUAAAGUCGGAUUAUCAUCUAGAAAGCACGUACAUGUAGAGCGCCCUCAAGUGGUUACAGUAGCUAUAUAUUUUACGCCCUCGUGGUAGGGCCUAAAGUAAUCUGGCUAAAAUUUAGGAUCGAAAAGUGUCUCUAUGUAUUUUAAAACUGUCAUUGGAUGGCGCUCUGCUGUUCUGGAGUUUCUUUAUUUCCUAGUCGCUAAAACAUUUUCACCAUUUGACCCACACGACUGAGUCUCUCAACAGAGGGGAGAAUUAAUGGGGCGUGUUUCAUAACGACCACGCAACACCAUGUUGUAAAGUUGACAUCUCUGUGAUGAUCCGCCCACUUUUAUUGAACCUGCACGGUAUUGUUGUCGUCAUACGUGUACCUUUCUGAAUAUGACACUGUGAAUGAUUACGAUUGGUUAGAGGUUUUGGGUGGAGAGUGCACGAGAAGCGAGGUCGGUGCAGUGGUUCGUUCCUCGCAUUCCAACUCUGUGGAUUGGGUUUUUAGUCCCUAUCGUAUUCCGUGAGUUUUACCUGGAAUAUUCCUCUACAUGGGGGUUUCCUCCCACCUCUUAAAGUGUGAUUGCUUCUCAUAGUGUCCUCUCUACAGGUUUUGGGUUUUUUUUGUUGUCGAGGUCGCUUUUCAGGAAUCCUUGGUGUCAUUACCAGAAAACGAUUAAUGAUUUUAAUAAACGUUGUGCAACCAUUUAGGAUUCAAAAUGGAUACAAGGCGUUGUGUGCCAAAAUUUGAUUGUUUUCAGCGCAUGAAUUGCUUUAAAUGCUCUUGUAUUAGUCAACACUAAUACAAGGCGAUGCUACAAAGUGCUAAUGUAUUUGAGGUUAUCACCCUUUUCUCAACCACAGUCUUCACGGGCGAAUCCAGGACUUUUCCUCGGGGAUUAGGCCGUAGAUUUUCUUUUUUAAAGUCUCAUUUUUGCGGACUAAAGACUCCUAUUUGUAUUAACACUCACCUUGUACACAUAUUAAGAAUCUGUGGAAUACUAUGUUGUUUUACCUUCCUUUUUUUAUUGAUAUUUUAAAAUUAUGUUCCCUAUUUUUGUUUUUCCUUCUUUUGUCACUCCAUCCGAGCCUGAUCUCUUACCGGUUAUUGAAGCAGCAGUUUAAGCGAUCAGUUUGAAAUGAAUGGCUGGAACUGUUUUA
This is a messenger RNA of Acanthaster planci (crown-of-thorns starfish), 4141 nucleotides long. RefSeq lists its product as uncharacterized. The record is from RefSeq and is a predicted model, not a curated record. Gene Ontology annotation, biological process: regulation of DNA-templated transcription. NCBI's taxonomy places the organism in Eukaryota, Metazoa, Echinodermata, Asteroidea, Valvatida, Acanthasteridae. Gene Ontology annotation, molecular function: DNA-binding transcription factor activity, RNA polymerase II-specific; RNA polymerase II cis-regulatory region sequence-specific DNA binding.